AUGACCACGGAGCCGGCAGCGAGUUCGGAUGAGGCCCUCGGCCCCAUAUCCAGUCUAAUCCUCAUUGAUAUGGAAGGCCGGCCGCCUGUCGCCUUUCCCUACAAUGCCACCGAGUACGCGUAUCCCCUGCUGGUGCCUUAUUUGGGCGGGGUGGGGCUGUUGGCUCUCCUGUCCAACGUGAUCUUGCUGGCGUUCCUAUUGUAUCGCCGACUGUACAAGAACUUCAUAUCGAGUCAGUUCAUCAUACACCUGUGUAUCACCAACAUCAUCGGGCUUCUUAUUCUCUUCCCCCAAUUCCUACAUAAUUUAUGGACUGGCGAGAACCUCUGGUUCAACAAUAAUGCGCUUUGCCGCGUUCAGGUAAAUAACUUUUGACGUUAACUUGAAUACUGUUGUGAAUGAGUUAUAAUUUUUAAGGUAUGCAUUACUUAAAAAACGUUAUGUAAACGAAUUUUGAAGACAUUUGAAUAACUUAUACUUGCUUCUUUACAAAUUCAAAUUACUGUCUUAUAGUAAAGUUGUACAAUUAAUAAUAACCUUACAUGACAACCCAAACUAUGAAUCCAAAACCACAUUUCAGGCUUUUCUAAUAUGUUCAAUAUGGUCAGUGGUCAACUUUGCGACAGUAAGCAUAGCUGGAGUGCACUUACUGACCUUCAACCGAAUCCACUACGACCAGUUGUUUGGUAUGAACCCCAACCAUCUAUGUUAUCUAUCAUGGGUAGUUGGAUUCGCUGUGUCUCUGCCAUGUAUCACGAAUGGUAACAUUAUCGUAUACAACCCAGCACUGCGACAUUGUAUAUGGGGCAUCACCGACUACAGCUACAAGUUCCUGACCUAUGUGCUGAUACUGGGUGUCAUUAUACCAGCCUUGUUGUCGUAUUACGCGUAUCUCAAGAUCCUCAAGACCUUGUAUCAUUCGCCAAUCGUGUUUCAGAGCUUGGGGCUAUACAAGAGUCGGUUUAUUAUCUACACCUUCUUCUUGUCGUAAGUUCUUCUCAUAUAUUGCUAUUACUUAGCGUAAAAUACAAAGAUAUGUAGACAGGAAAAUACACUGUUUUUUCUAAAAAUUGUCACAGAACACUAUGAAGGGUUGCUCUUAUAGAUGUUUCCCUAUAUAGAGAGAUUAGUGUAUUUUCUUUUCACAAUACCUACACAUAAUGACAUAACCCAUACUUUUCCAAAUAUAGCUCACAAAACAACCUUCAAUUUCAGGCCCUUUUACCAAGCUCCUCUCAUAUACAUCACUCUCACUGGCCAUCAUACUGUCUACGGACCUACUGACCUAUUCCCCAUUAUUAGUACGAUACUCGCCUACUGCCCCAUGAUGCUGACACCGCUCAUCUACAGCCUUUCAAUGGUACUGAUCAAGGAAGAAGACAUGGUGAUAACAGCACGUGCCCACAAGAGCACCAACGCCUACACCCAAGUCGCACCUGGACAUCGGUUAUAA
Molecule: messenger RNA, 1453 nt
Organism: Bursaphelenchus okinawaensis
Lineage: Eukaryota; Metazoa; Nematoda; Chromadorea; Rhabditida; Aphelenchoididae
Source: the annotation of a GenBank genome assembly